UGAUUGUUUCAAUCGUACGAUUUCUUUUCUGUUUCAUACCAAUCCGAAUCUUACGGCAGAUGACAUGGGUAGCAUAAUUUCCCCCCCAACUUGUCAUCAACAAUGGGCGGCAAAUUUCUGUUGCUUUUAAUUGUACUCUGGUGGUUUUUCUAUUAUGGUAUUAUUCUCUGUUCUUUUCGCCUAUUGCUCUUUCUUCCUGCUUUCCUUUGCACUACAAGCGGCCAUGUAUUUCUUUUCCUCUAAUCUGGGUGGCUAUUGUCCUUCUUGCGGUUUUCUACGAAUAAAAAACGGGAAAAGGUGCCCAUAUACUGCGCCUAGGGCGGGAGCACUUGAACUUUGGGAUAAAUGGUUGGGCGGCUUAUCUGCAGCAAUAUCCAUUUCAUCGAGCAUGGGACGGCUAUCUGAAUUGUUAUUUUCUGUCACUUCUUUGUUCUUCCGGUAUUGUUUUGCAACGCUUCUCCGCCCUUUUUCUUUUUUUUUUUUUUCUAUGUCUCUUUUAAUCGGGCUGGAAUUUUGCUUUUUUGGUUGUUUGGAAACACUUACAUUGGGUGAAAUGGAAAUGGGCGGCCUCAUUGAUAUUUUCACUGUUUUGACGGAUUAUAUGAAGUCUGAAUGCUGCGGUUUUGGUACAUAGCUACACUGCAAAUAUUAUUUUAUGGUUAUGAUUUGAUAUUCUGCCUAUUGGUACGGUUAUACCGCGGCUAGCGGUUUGCGGCACGCUGCAUAUUUCCUCUUUCGGGAGAAUUUUCUCGGCAAAUGACAUCACCAUCAUCGCUGUCUUUCACUCCGUACACCGACCGCAGCGACUAACUGUAGCUCGGCCUUAUUUUAAUUUUUUUUCUUUCCACAAAAGAGAAAAAUCGAAGAGGGGGAAAUU
Xylona heveae TC161 is the source of this 877-nucleotide messenger RNA. RefSeq lists its product as hypothetical. NCBI's taxonomy places the organism in Eukaryota, Fungi, Ascomycota, Xylonomycetes, Xylonales, Xylonaceae. The record is from RefSeq and is a predicted model, not a curated record. The transcript is spliced from 2 exons. Bases 155 to 634 code for a protein of 159 amino acids.